Paramecium sonneborni is the source of this 1586-nucleotide messenger RNA. The record is from the annotation of a GenBank genome assembly. NCBI's taxonomy places the organism in Eukaryota, Ciliophora, Oligohymenophorea, Peniculida, Parameciidae.
UUUUAAUUUGUGAAAUGGCAAAGGAUAAAAUACUUUCAGCAAAACUUAAGUAAUAAGAACUUAAAAGUAAAUCAACUCAGUUGAAGACUUAAAAAAUAGCUUAAUUACUUGAGCCUUAAUUUUAAUAGAGUGUAGAAAUAGAUGAUGAAAGGCCAUUAUUAAAAAUAUCUAAUUUUAAGGAUUAUUUACCAGAGGAAAAUGUUUAAAAUGUAGAAAGUAUUAUAAUUAAAUUAGAUAAUAAAUUUAAAGCUAAGAUAAGGGCCAUAUAAAUUAUCAGUGACUCCUCAAACAACAUAUUUGGUAGGAGAAUCAGGUCAUAUAGCGGCAUUUAAUUGGAGACAUAAAUAAUUAGAAUGUGAAUUUGAUGUUAAAGAGAAAUGUUACGAUAUAAUUUCAAUAGCUUAAAGAAAUUUUGCAGUAGCUCAAAAAAGUUGCAUCUUUAUAUAUGAUCCAAAAGGGGUUGAAGUACAUAAGAUUCGAGAGUGCAAGUAAGCAACAAAGUUAGAGUAUUUACCAUAUCAUUUUUUAUUGGCUGCUCUAAAUUAGAAUGGAUAAUUGACAUAUUAAGAUAUAACAUAAGGAAAGAUAAUAUCAAGUAAAAUGUUGUAUAAUUAUAGCAUAUAGAACAACACCUUCAGGUUUAUGUUUAAAAUAAAAUCCUAAUAAUGCAAUUUUAGGAAUAGGAGAUUAAAUGGGAGUUGUAAGAAUGUAUGCUCCUAAUACUGGAACUUCACUUACAUCAAUGUUAUGUCAUAAAGGAGGAGUUAUGUCUAUGACUUUCUCUAGAGAUGGCAAUCAUUUAAUAACAAGUGGAUCGGAAGGAACUGUCAAGGUUUGGGAUUUAAGAACUUAAAAGUUAUAGUCAUAAAUUGGAGUAAAUGCAACUAAUCUAGCUUUGAGUGAUAAAGGUAUUUUGGCAGCAGGAAGAGGAACAGAUAUUAUUAUGUGGAAAAAUUGUUUAAUUGGUGAUUUAAAAACACCUUAUUUAAGAUAUAAAGCUUCUUCUAUGAUUUGUGAUAUUGAUUUUAUUAAACAUGAAGAUUAUUUAGCCAUGAGUACAUUUAAUACUUAUGAAUAAACAGUAGUACCUGAAAGUGGAGAACCUUUUUAUGAUACAUAUGAAUAACCAGAGUUAUAAAAUAAAAAAUAAAGAUUAGAGACUAAUGUUAGAUAAUUGAUUGAAAAAGUAAUAAACUUAUAUUAUUUAUUUUCUAGUUACCUCCAGAAAGUAUAUCACUUCAAUCUUAUAGAAUUGGAACUAUUGAUAGAACUUCUAAAGUUAUUAUUGAAAAAGAAUAAAAAAAAUAAAUUGAAGAAUAAGCAACCAAAAAAAUUAGAAAAUAGAAGAAAAAAAUGAGAGGAAGGUAUUUAUUUAGAAUAAUUAUUUUUAGAAAUAAAAUUGGAAAAAGAGAAAAACUCAAAGAAUUAGAAAGAGAUUAAAAAUAAUAAGUUAAAUGGUAAGAAAUGUUAUCUGACGCCCUUCGAGUUAAAAGAGCCGAAAAAGAAAAGAAGAAGAUAGAAACUAAGUUAUUAGAUAGAUUAGAAUAGAUGUCAAGCAAAGAGUUUAUUAGAGUAGUAUCCUGAAU